AACUAUUCAAUAUACUAUUGAAAUGGAAGAUACUGAAGAUUUAAAUAUUAUUAAAAUUUUGAUUGCAACAGACACCCAUCUUGGUUAUAUGGAUAAAGAUCCAGUCAGGGGAAAUGACUCUCUUAAUACCUUUGAAGAAAUUUUGAGUAUUGCUGUGGAAAAAAAGGUUGAUAUGCUGCUCUUGGGAGGUGAUUUAUUUCACGAUAACAAACCUUCUCGCUGGACCUUAUACAAGACCAUGGAACUAAUGAGGGAAUAUUGUUUGGGAGAGAGACCCUGUUUUUUGGAAAUCCUUAGCGAUCAGUCUGUUAACUUUCCUAGUAAUCGAUUUGGAUGCGUAAAUUACGAAGAUGCUAACUACAACGUCAGCAUACCGGUUUUUGUUAUACACGGGAAUCAUGACGACCCUUCUGGUGAUGGAAAUCUCUGCGCAUUAGAUAUCUUGAGCGUAGCUGGCCUUCUUAAUUAUUUUGGUAGAGCUGAUGAUAUAGAAAAUAUCAAAGUAACUCCGAUACUGCUGGAGAAAGGAACGACCAGGCUGGCUUUGUAUGGUUUGGGGAAUGUCAGGGACGAGCGUCUCUAUAGAACAUUUCUGAAUCAAAAAGUCCAAUUUCUACGUCCCGUUGAAAGCCCAGAUGAUUGGUUCAAUUUGUUUGUUAUCCACCAAAACAGAGUUAAUAGAGGACCAAAAAACUAUAUCCCCGAAUCAUUUCUUGCAAACUUUUUUCAUUUGGUGGUUUGGGGGCACGAGCACGACUGCUUUAUUGAGCCAGAAUUUAGAGAAGCGGGCAACUUUUAUAUUUCUCAGCCGGGAAGCACCAUUGCCACUUCUCUGACGGAGGGAGAGGCUCUUCCCAAACAUGUGGGAUUGCUGCAAAUUCGCGGCGUGGAGUUUAACUUAAAGAAAAUUCUAUUGAAGACAGUUCGCCCUUUUUUCGCCGCGGAGGUCAGCCUGUCCGACUCUGGCAUUGACCCACACAGCACAGACGAAGUUAGAAACUUUCUUUUCAAAGAGGUAAGCUCCAUACUUUCCGAGGCCACUGAAGCACGGGGUUUAGAGGAAGCCGGCGUAAAAAUAAGGCCACUGCUUCCGUUAAUUCGCCUAAAGGUGGAGUAUAGCGGCGGAUACACGCCCUUUAAUAUCGCUAGAUUUGGGCAGCAUUUUAAUGACAAGGUUGCAAACCCCAAUGAUAUACUACUCUUUUACAAAAGGAGGGGCUUUUGUGAUCCACAAGAGAAGAAGUUAAAUAAAGAUCGAGUGAAAAAUUUUGAAACCACUUUGAAAAACCUUGCAACCGAGAGAUUAUCUGAAGGCGUGCAAGUUGAAGAUUUACUUAAGCAAACCUUUGAAAAGUCUGACUAUAAACUUGAACUUUUGGGAGAAGAUAACUUGCUAGAGGCUCUAAGACUUUUUGUUUACAAGGAAGAAACUGACUCUAUCAAAAAAAGCGUCGAAUUGACAUUAAGAGUUGCUGCUGAGCGGUUAUUUGAACAACAUGAAGAGUUGAUGGAUGGCGGGCUUCCGAAAGUUCCGUUAAACCUUCCAACUAUCGCUGUUGCUGACCGCUCGUUUGCUAAAACGAACAAUAAAAACAAAUCUUGUGUUAUUACGUCCCCUCUUAAGAUGGAAGUGGAAGUAAAGAACUUUGAGAAAAUGAUGCCUACAACUCGGAAACAAUUUAGAGGUCGAGGUCGAGGAAAACUUCCACGUGUCUCGCGUGCUUUAAAAAAACAGUUUUCUCCGGUUGGUCCUCAAGUAAGUGAUGUUUCAUCCCCCGACGACGGCAUUGUGGAGGAUUAUUCGGCCCCCUCUUUAAAAAGUGGCCCCAUAAAGACGCCAAAAAAAUUAAAGUCAGCGAGGAAUGACCGCCGGAAAAUCUUUACUUCUACAAAGAAGCCCAAACUUUCAUUGCCGAAAAGCGAAGACGAGCAAGAAGAAACAAACGUUUUCAAAAUGAACUCUCAGAAGCGCCGACUUCCCUUUUUUGGGAGCCGCCAAUUCUUUUGACGGGUUUACAAAAGCGUACAAGCCAAUUUGUAUAUAUCUGGGACUUUCUCGAAGUUUCUCUUCCAGUAUUCUCCUGUAAAAAGCCAGCAGAAUUCGUUGAGGUCGUUGU
Molecule: messenger RNA, 2117 nt
Organism: Zophobas morio
Lineage: Eukaryota; Metazoa; Arthropoda; Insecta; Coleoptera; Tenebrionidae
Product: double-strand break repair protein MRE11-like
Exons: 27
Coding region: 23-2008 (661 amino acids)
Biological process (GO): meiotic DNA double-strand break formation; mitotic G2 DNA damage checkpoint signaling; mitotic intra-S DNA damage checkpoint signaling
Cellular component (GO): nucleus; Mre11 complex; site of double-strand break
Molecular function (GO): 3'-5'-DNA exonuclease activity; single-stranded DNA endonuclease activity; manganese ion binding
Source: RefSeq, a predicted model, not a curated record